Chaetomium strumarium is the source of this 1211-nucleotide messenger RNA. RefSeq lists its product as uncharacterized. The coding region runs from base 162 to 1064 and encodes 300 amino acids. Gene Ontology annotation, cellular component: mitochondrion. The record is from RefSeq and is a predicted model, not a curated record. Lineage: Eukaryota; Fungi; Ascomycota; Sordariomycetes; Sordariales; Chaetomiaceae. The transcript is spliced from 3 exons. Gene Ontology annotation, molecular function: (3R)-hydroxyacyl-[acyl-carrier-protein] dehydratase activity.
GUUCAGACCAAACUUGGCUUAUACAUAUCCCAUACCACAUCCCCUCCCUCUUCCCGCCCGACCAUGCCCUCAAGAGACGCCUACCAUCGGCCCUGGCGUCGUCGUCGCCGGCAGAAGGAGAAGAAGAAGAAGAAGACCUCGUCCUCCCGCAGGGCCAUCACAUGGUCUAUUUCCCCCUGCAGCUGUCCCCCUCACGACUGAUGCCCGACGGCACCGACCCGGCGCACUGGCCCGGCGGGCCGUUCCAGCGGCGCAUGUGGGCCGGCGGGGAGGUGGUCUUCCGUCCCGGCUGGGCGAGGGCGAUGCGAGUCGACGGGAGGCGGGCGGUGUGCGUGGAGAGCGUGGGGGCACGGCCCGUGCUGAGGCAGGACGACAAGGUGUUUGUGGAGGUGCGGAGGCGGUAUGGGGUUGGGGAGAGGGACGAGGCGAAUGGUUGUGGGAGGGAGCGCAUGUCGGAUGAGGAGAUUGCGAGGAAGAUUGUGGACGGGGACGGGGAUGGGGCUGUGAUUGAGGAGGUCAGACGGUUGGUGUUUCUGAAGAGGCGGCGCGAAGGCCAGGAGGAUAAGGCGGUGGUGGCGAAGAGGGCGGUCAAAGCCUCUGCCAUACCCGAAUUUGUCUUCCCCCUCAAGCCCGACGCAACCCUCCUCUUCCACUUCAGCGCGCUCACGUACAACGCCCACGCCAUCCACCUCGACCCGGACUAUUGCCGCAGCCAGGAAGGCUACAAGGGCCUCCUCGUCCACGGCCCGCUGAGCAUGGUGCUCAUGCUCUCGGCGCUGCGCGGUUGUUUGGCGCGGUUGCAGUCCCAAGCGCAGAAGCCCCGUCCUACUGCGGCCCGCAAGAGCAGCGCUCCAGGGGAGGAGGAGCAGCCAUGGAAGACGCCUUAUAUCAAGUCUUUGAACUACCGCAACCUUGCCCCGCUCUACGUGAACGAGGAGAUGAGGGUGUGCCUGCGGAGGACCAAGGCAGAAGGUGACGGUCUCCAGUGGGAUGUGUGGGUUGAGGGCCCUGACGGCGGGCUCGCUGUGAAGGGGCAUGCCGUUACAACGGAUGUCGUCCAAUAGCCAGUCAGGCAGGGCGUGAGAAGGGUGGUCUAUAAUGAGCUUUCCCAGACAGAUGUCAUGAUGUCCCAACCAACUGACCGUUCACAAAAGGCAAUGAUGUAAAAUUACUGAUUACUACUUUCCAGUUUUUGAUCUUUGGGUAUCUAG